Messenger RNA from Megalobrama amblycephala (Wuchang bream), 3003 nucleotides. RefSeq names its product kin of IRRE-like protein 1. Bases 667 to 1278 code for a protein of 203 amino acids. Lineage: Eukaryota; Metazoa; Chordata; Actinopteri; Cypriniformes; Xenocyprididae. The record is from RefSeq and is a predicted model, not a curated record. The transcript is spliced from 3 exons.
UGUAUUGACUCUGCAGAAAGUUGGUGACUUCUGCGCACUGUACGCCUCAGCAUGCGCUGACCCUGCUCUGUGAUUUUACAUGGAAUUGUUGCUAUAAAUGCUUUUAUUUCAGUAUUGAAUCCAAAUGUGCAAGACAAAUGUCCUUUUUGUGGUGAAAGAGAAACUAUUUUUCAUUGUUUUAUGUACUGUGAGAGAUUAAGACCUUGGUUUGGUUUAUUGGAGAUUUUGUUUGCUAAUGUUAAUGAAAUGUUUACAAUGAUUGUGUUUAUUUUUGGUUUUAAAUAUUGUAAAAGGAAAAAUAAGAAAGGACGGUUGUUAAAUUUUAUCUUAGGUCAAGCUAAGAUGGCAGUUUAUAUUAGUAGGAAAUAUAAAAUUGCUGGCAGUAGUAAGAAUGUUGAAUUGUUAUUCAAGGGGCUUAUAAAAGCACGAAUAAAACAUGAUUUUAUUUUCUAUUCUCAUAUGAGGAAAUUGGAAAAUUUUGAAGAGGUUUGGAAUGUAGGAAGAAUGUUGUGCUGGAUUGAAAAUGAUGCAUUGCACUUUGUUGAGGAAUUGGAGUAAACUAAAUUUUAUGUGAUAGUGUUUUUGUUUUGUAUUUGAUGUUGUAUAAUUAAUAAAGGUGUGUUAAUCUCUCUCUCUCUCUCUCUCUCUCUCAGGUAAAGUGUCUGUAUGUUUUAUACCUGUCUCUCUCUCUCAGAUAUAGUGCCUGUAGGUGUGAUAGCAGGUGGAUCUGUUGGAUCUUCCAUUUUGCUUCUGCUCCUCCUGUUUGCUCUGAUAUUCUAUCUGUAUCGACAGCGCAAAGGCAGUUGUCGUGGAGUGACGCUGAAGCCAGACAUUAAGGUGGAAACAGUCAACAAGGAGACUCACAGUCUUGAGGAAGAGGCAGCCAGCGCUUCCACAGCCACGCGAAUGGUAAAGGCUAUGUAUUCUGACCCCACCAACGGCUACUACAAUGUUCGAGCUACGACACAUGACGAGGUCCGUGCCUCUACCCGCUCCCUGCUGUACCAGGAAUUCCGGCCACCAAAUCCUGCUUCAGUUUCAGCAUCAGCCGGCGGCCCCGUGGCCAACAUUCACCCUGCUCCUACCGUUAUGAGCCCCGGCCCGCUUUCCGAAUGGCUCACAACACAUACGCCCAUUUUAACACCAUUGCCAGGGCGUCACAAACUGAAACUGUCUCCAAGACCACAGACUAUUCUGGAGACCGUGGCCUGCUGGAAUCAACCAAUCCGCUGGCUUUUGACAGCUACGCUUAUUCAACGACACCUCAAUACAGGUUAGGCUUUGCUCCAACUUUGGAGGCAGGACCAGCCUAUGAAAUAUAUCCUACGGGACAAGGGGUGGGGACAAGUCAAGACACUAAUGUAGAAAAAAUACCCCAGCUCCACCCAAUUUCCAUAUUCGACCCCGCACACAGAAUACUCUCAGAGACACACGCAGAGAAUGCAGACUCAUGUGUGAGACCAACACACUUUUCCUCACAAAAAAGCACUUCCGUGACACAAAUAUAUGGUACACAUGCUCAUUAUUACACAUUCUUACAGUCUGAAACUCUCUUUCCAACACAACUAUAUGCAAACACACACACAAACUGCAUUUUCUACCUUUACAACAACAUGACUGAAAGAAAAAAAAGUGCCAAAAUACUAAAUGACUGCAGCAGAAGAGGAAAACACAACAGGUCACAGCGAUGAGAGGAGAGAAAGCAAGCCAGUGCCAUUGGUCGUAUCAUCUUUCCCUCUUCUUUCCAAAUUUUUCUUUAAACAAGAGGCGUUUAUGUGGCAAAUACAGUCCUCUAGAAUCUCUACUAAUGCCCACACCAAAAUGAGACACUGCAAAGCAGUUAUUGGAUGUUUUCUCCAAGCGAGUCAGUAUUGGCUGUUUUUUUUUUUUUUUUAAAGAAUGGCCAAUAAAAGGCUGGAGGGCACCAGAAGCCAUCGACUACUGGGUGUAAAGCCCAGUGAAAGCCUGAUCUCUAUGCACUGGAGUUUACACUGGACCUGUUACAUUACUCAACCUAAUAAAAUAUGAUGUGUUUUAAAUGAUGGGAAUUGUGGGUGGGCUCACACUGAUUGUAUAAUCUACAAUGUGAUAUCGCAGAACAAGUCAAUCAGUUGAAGAAUACUGCAGGUGUCGACAAUCGCUUGUGAAAUAACCCGCUCACCACUGCUCCCACUGCCCGAGCUCCUCGUAGGAAUAGCUGUCCGCUGCCAGUUUGAACUCUUCUGAUAGGACGGAGAUGUGAGUAUCUGGGUAAACGCCACCAGUGCUUUUAACUCUGAAAGCUGGAGUUUAUGUAACAUUUUAGGAUUUUUUAAACAAAUGGAUGCUACUCACAGAGUGUCAAAGUGAGCUUACAGACUCUUCUCUGAACACACGCUCUGCCUCCUUCCAAGAAAACCUCACGAGUAUUUGACGCUUUGUGUUUCUGUGUGUGUGAGAGAGAAAAAACAUUUUUUUUUUAUGUUUGAUUUGUACAUUUGUCUAAAUUCUUGAAAGGGAUUUUGAAUCGGAUCAUAAGAGCAAGUUUAAAAUAUUAAAAUUGAAGCAAUUUAGUCUAAAAAUUCGGAGUUUCUAUAAAAUCUCUUACGCUAAAUAAAGAAGGGCUUUUAUUAUAUGAGCUCAAAAACCUUGGCAACUUUUGCUCUGCAGAAAAGCUCAGUUUGCGCAGAAUCUGUUUCUGCUGUCGAGUUUAAAUCUGGCUUGAUUUAGGCUUACUCUAAUGAAAUUUACAGGACUUGACCCUUGGUCUAUAUUAAACUAUUUUGAACGUUCAAAAUAUGCAAUGAUCAAUACAGUUUUGUUCAACAAAUUAGCAUCUCUAAUUGGUUUUGUCAAAAAUAAAGCCGAAAUUUUUCAGUAAAUUGGUUUACAGGAGCUGCUCUGUUAAAACAAGUUUCCAGGUGCAGUUAUGAAAUGGGUUUUCAUUAACCAUGUUAGGUCUCUUGAUGAUUUUGAAACUUUUUUGGCAGCUUUAUGUAUGAAGAGAAGAUGAAUUUGACAAUG